GAAUGGUGGGCACUUGUUAGUAAAUGAUAAGAGAUGAUAACGUGAAUAUUUUAAAUAAUAUGAUUUUAGAACAAAAUAACAACAUACUUUUUGAGCAACAAAAUUGAAUAACCAUAGUUAAUUUAAAAUGAUUUUAAACUACAGUUCAUGACUAAUUUUACUUUUCAGUUAUUUAUUUCAAAUUAAUUGUUAUAUAAUUUAAGAAUGGCUGCUCAUGAAGAAAUUGAUUAUGAUCCUACAGAUGGACAUUAUUCCGAUGUUGUAUUAACCAUUAGAAUUCUAAUGGGAAAGGUGAACAAAUAUAAAGAGGAUAAUUAAAAUGUUACAGACCUACUUACAACUUGAAUUUAUAAAAUUUAAUUUUAUAUCUUUACAGGAAAUUCUUCCAUUAAUUGGAGAAUAUGGAGAAGUUGUUAAAGAACUUAGAAAUCAGGUAAUUAUGUUCAUACCAAAUCAUUUUAGUGUUAUAAAAUACUGAUUGUUUUUCUUUAUUCAUAUAAUUUAUAGUCAGACGCUACAAUUACCAUUACUGAUAGUUCAACUCCAGAACGCAUUGUAACUGUUACUGGCAACAUCAAUGUAAUACAGAAAGCAUUUACAUUAAUUACUACAAUUUUAGAACAGGUAAUAUAAUUUCUAAUUGCUAUUUAUUAUAUAGUACAUUUUUUUUCUUUGCAAUAAAAAUUAACAAAUAACCAAACUUUAAUUUAAAUUUGUCUAAUCAGGAUAAUUUUUACAAGUAAUGACUUACUAUAGGUAUUAUAAUGUGAAGCCAUCAUGUCUUAUUUGGAUUUAUAACAUUAACAAAUAUAAAAUAUUCUCAACAGCUUGUGAAUAGACAAAUUGUAGAUAUAUAUAGACUCCAAAAUACAAUAAAACUUCUGUACCUUUCAUUAACCUAACUUCUGAAUAUUGCUCACAGUUUUUAAUGAUUAGUUGAUUCUUACUUUUUGUGUUGAUUGUGCUAGUUUUGUAAUUUUACCAGACAAUUGCUAAAUAACAACUUUUAUUAAUACCACAUUAAAACAGAAAAAGAAAGAAGUUGUAAAAUAUUUUCCAUUUGUUGCAUUAUUUUUGGUUUAAUUCAAUUUCUUUGUUGGUAUAUUGCUUGUAUGAGUUGUAAGGAUUUCACUUCAUAAUUUAUAUUACAUAUUCACCAAUUGCUAAUGCCUAAUAUUAAAUUACUUUAUCAUAAUUUAUAAUUUGAAUAUUAUAAGUUUAUAAUAUUAUUGAUAUGAUUUAUUUUUUAAUUUAUAUUUUCGCACAUUUUCCAAUAUGAUUUUGAUAUUUUUAUAAUUCCCAUGACAAAUUUUAUCAGAAGAAUCUGUAUAAGUUAUUUGACUUAUAUCUUUUGAAAAUUUUUCUAACUGCGGAAGUUUUUUGUAUUCUGAAAAUCUUGGAAGUAUUGGAGUUCCAUCUUUUAUAAAUUUUAUUUGUCCACCAAUUUGAGUACGCAGUCUAGGUUUUGAAAUUUCUAAUUGACUUAAUGACAAUACAUGUUCUGUGUCUACUUUGUUUAACAUCCUUAAAUUAUCUUUAGGUGUAUCCAUUUGAUUUGUACUAAUUCCAUUAUAUUUAUUUGAAGACUGAUUAUUUAGUUCAGAGUCCAUAUCUUUGUUCACUUAUUUCUGAUUUCUCCAAUCUAAUGUUUAAUAUAAAUUUAAGAUUUCAUAUCAUUAUUAAUAAUAAUCAUGAAUUACUAGAGCGCCCUAUUUCAUGUAUACACAGUUUUGGCAGUUAUGGUGCAAAUGAAUUAUAUUUGAAUUACGUGGUUCACAAAAAUGAGUGGGUGCCUGAAUGUUCAUAUAUAUAACAAAAAUUAAUGUUUUUUAAAAAAAAUGUUAUUAAAAGAAUUUUAGACUGCGGAAAUUUGAUAAAUUUGUGGUAGGAUGGUGGGGGUAUUUUUGUGUUGGGGUGAGUGGGUGGAAAAUUAAAUCUGUGAUUUAAAAUAAAAAUACUUCGCACCAAUACUGAUUUCAUGUAUUUACGUGAAAUUAACAUUCAAAUCUAAAAAACUAUGUACUUGAAAAGUACCACAAUUUACGUAUACAAGUAUAUUUAUGUAUUUCAUGUUAUUUUCACUAUGUAUUCACGUGAAUAACACUAAAAUACAUGAUCACAGAUAAUAAACUUAAGUAUAUUAAAUAUGAGUACAUAUUUUUCAUUAUUAUGUACAUGGACUAAAGACAAACUUUUCAUGUACUUAUUAUAUAUUUCUGUUUUUAAUAAAAACCUCUAUAAAUUGCCUAUUCCUUCUUUAAUGUCUGGAAUAUAACCUAUUAAAAUAAACUUAAAUUUAUAAUUUAACAAAUUUAUGUAGUAAGAUUACCGUUAAUUGAUAUUUUUUAAACUUGAUAUUAUAUUUAUAUUUUAUAUUACUCAAUACACCAAAAGUAAAAAACAAAAAAACUAUUAUGCACAUUUAUCAAAAUAAAUUACUUUAUAUAGUAUGUAUUUAUAAAGACAUUCAUAUUAAAUGGAAAACAAAAAAUAAUAAAUAAACAAUGUUUAUUAUUGUUUUAAUAAUUUUAUUAUUUGAAUUUAGGAGCCAGAUAGUAAAAAUGUAAAACUUGAUAAGCAAUAAUAAUAAUCAAUAAUAAUUACACAUUCACAGGUUUCUCCUACGCAUCCUCAAAAUAUCAGAAAAGGAUCUAAUUCAAAUAGUACAACAAUAAAACUUAUUGUACCUGCAUCACAAUGCGGAUCUCUCAUUGGAAAAGGAGGAGUAAAAAUUAGAGAAAUUCGAGAAGCUAGUGGAGCCAUGGUAAAUGUAGCUUCAGACUUAUUACCAAAUUCUACAGAAAGAACAGUGAGUAUUAGUGGUUCAGCUGAUGCUAUCACCGAAGCUAUUCAUCAAAUAUGUAUUGUGAUGCUGGAGGUAUGUUAAAAAAUUAUUAUAAUUCAUUAUAUGAUUAUCUACUUAUUAUUAUUAUUAAUUUUUUUUUACUGGAACUUUGUAAAAAAAAAAAAAAUGAUAUUAUUUAUAUAUACAUAUAUAUAUAUAUAUAUAUUUAUAUAUAUAGAUAUUAUUUAUAUUUAUUGCAAUUAUGUUUAUCAUUUUUUGAUUAUUCAAUGUUAUGGCAGACACCAGGAAGGGGACCUACAGUUGCAUACAGACCUUUAGUGACGCAACCAGGGCCUGUAGUAUUCUGUUCUGGCCAAGCCUAUACAUUACAAGGAUCUUUAGCAAUUCCAGCUGUUGGUGAUGUAAAUAUAUAUUUUUUUAUAUGGAUUUAUUACAUAUAUAAAGCAUCUUUAAAUUGAUUGUUUUAUUAAUUUUUUUUUUUUUUUAGGCAUCAGCUUCAAAUACAGCAUUAAAUACCAUUGCAAGUAUUGCUCCAAAUUUAAUUGCAGGCUCUGGAUUAGAUCCAUCAGGUAAUACAAAAUAUUCUGAAUUUUAUUAUUGAAGUAUAAUUAUAGAUAAUUGAUUACUUCUAGUGCUUGCUGCAUUAGCUGGUAGUCAGUUACGAGGCGGGGGUGUCAGCUCAAAAAAUUCACAACAGAAUAUUACACAUGAAAUGGCUAUACCUAAUGACAUAAUUGGAUGUAUUAUUGGUAAAGGUGGAACAAAAAUUGCUGAAAUUAGGUGAAUUUUUUUUAUCAAAUUUCAUUUGUAUUUAUUACUUUUUAAAAAAUGUUAAAAGAUACUAAUUAAAUUAUCUAAGUGUUUAGGGGUUUGGAAGCAAUGAUUUUCUGUUUUUGUCUUAGACAUAGACGCAUGUUUGUUGUGCUACAUAGGUAAAUAGAUAGAUAUAUUUAUUGUUAUUUCAAAAUAGUUACAAUUAUACAAAAUAUAAUAAUAAUAGAAUGCGAAAAAAUGUGUUUCCAAAAGCCUGAGCUUGUAGGGAGACAAGAUUUCAUGUUUAUUAAAUGUAUACAUACUUAUCAACACUGUUCACAAAUUUAAAAACAAAUAUACACAAAUAAAAUGAUAACAAUGUGGUAUACAAUUAAAUGUUAAAAACAAAAAACCAACUAUAAGAAGAUUAUUGUAUUGAAAAAAGUAAAUAAAACUAAUUUAUUAAUUGCUAUUCAAUUUAGUACAAAGAAAUUUGAAAGUGUUCUAUUUUAAAUGCAUUGAUUGAUCUAGUGAAUCAUUAAGAAUUCUGAAAGCAAAUUUGAAUUUGUCAUAGAGUCUACUUGAGAUCGACUUUCCCACUUUUUUCAUUUUUAUUUUUCUUUCUCCAAAAAUUAAAAUAUUCAAUUUUUUUAAUUACUCUUUUUUUACUAUGUUCUUUUAGGAUUUAAUCAGAUAAAUUUAAAAAAAAGUGAUAAAGUUGAUUUCCAGUAGCCUUGACAAAAAAUUCAAAUCUGGUAUCAAAAUUCUUAUCGCUUUACUAGACAAAUUGGUACAGUGGAAAUAGAAUAUGUCUAAAUUACUUUGUUGCUAUUUUUCCUUUGUGUGUAAGACAAAGGCAAAAAAUCUAAUUCAAUUGUUUCCAAUACCCUUAAGAUAGUUUUCCUAACAUGUGUAAAGACAACUACAAAUAAUGAUUAAUUUUAAUCAGUUAUUUUUUUUUGUGGUUUCACUGGUUUUAAUGGGUUUUUUCUUUUAGUAAAUAUUUGUUUUUAUGGAAUAAAGCAUUAUUACUAUAAUAAUACUGAUAAUUGAUAAUCUGUAGUAUGAUUUGUAUAAUGUGUGUUUAAAGUUUAUAGUUUGGUUUUUUUUUUUAUUUUUGUUCCUUUUCUUUAAAUUUUAAGUAGGUUAAAAAUAAUCUAUCCCAUACUAUAAGUAAAUUAUUCUAUUAUUUUUUUCAUACUAAAAGAUGAAGAACUAGUAUUGGUAUUGAAAACCAAAAGAAGAAUUUUCAGAAACGGACAAGAACCAGUGCCAAUGUUUUUUAGGAAUCGGCUCAUCCCCAAUAUUAAUAUAUUCUGUAUUACUAUUAAAUAUAUCUAUAUAAUUAUAUUUCAUGUGUGAAUAUUCAGAAGAAUAAGUGGAGCUAUGAUAAGAAUAUCCAAUACUGAAGAACAUGAAGCAUCAGGCAAAAUGGAAAGAGCUAUAACAAUUAGUGGACAACCUGAUGCUGUUAAUGUUGCUAAAACAUUGAUAAAUUUGAGGUUGGUUAUAAAUUCAUUUUUAUAAAACUAAAUAUAUUUCUAUUCUUAUAAUUUUAUUAAUAGUAUUGAUCAAUACAAUAAAUCAUCUGGAGACUCUUUGGAAUUUGAUGAAGAUUUUUCAUCCAAUUUUACAACAGAUGCAAAAACCACAACUGAAACUUUAGCAACAUUAUUAUCAAAUCCAAAUGGUUUAGGAGCUUUAGGAGCACUGACUGGACUGAAAGAACUUUUAGGAAGUAUUAACAAUAAAAAACAAUUGAAUAAAAAAAAGGAUAAAAUUGAUAAAUAUUCACCUUAUUAAAGUAAUUAGUUGUUAAAAUCAUUGUUAUAUAAUUUAAUCAUAUUUUAAAUUAAUUCUAUUGAUACCAAAUUAAAUAUUUUUUCCCCUGAUAUAUUGUAUAAUUGUAAAAUUACAUUUAAAAAAAUAAAGUAAAGUACCAAAAUAAGAAUCACAAAUUUUAAAAAAGAAAAGUUAUAUAUAUAAAUAUAAUAAUUAUUGUACUUUGUUGAAUUUUUAAACCGGUUGAUUUUAUAAAGAGUAAAUCUUUUUUAAUUAUUCAAUGUUUAUUUACAAUACAUUUAAAUUUAUUUGGUUCCUUUUAAAUUUUUAGAUUUACUGAUUAUUAUACCUUAAAUUUACUAUAUUUUUAAACAAUAAUCUGUAUUUUUUAGAUUUAAAGUUUAAUAUAAUUUCUGAAUGAUUGUAGUAUAUGUGUUGAUAAUAAAACUUUUAUAUUAGAUAAACUGUGUGAGAAAAAAUGUUAUGAGAGUAUUGGGAAUGAUUUACCAAAUUACCAAUGCUAAUAUAAAAUAAUUUAUCAAAUAUAAUAAUACUUAAUUAAACAUUUUUUAAAUUCUAAGAACAGCAAGAAAUGUUGGUUUUACUAUGGUGUGUGAUUGUGUUGUUUUUUUUUUUUGUAUGUGAACAACUUUUUUAUCACAAUUCUGUUAUAAAAUUUAAAUUUAACAAAGCUUCUGUGACAUGAUUAUUGUAACUUGAAUAAAUGUUUUACAUAAAAU
Messenger RNA from Cinara cedri, 6081 nucleotides. The record is from the annotation of a GenBank genome assembly. Lineage: Eukaryota; Metazoa; Arthropoda; Insecta; Hemiptera; Aphididae.